CAUUCUCAUCCCGGCCCCGUGCCCCAGUGCGUCACUAUUUUCUCGAUCUUGGGCUCUACAGUUUUCUCCAAUGACACCCUUCUUUGGUUCUUCUCUUUGCAUCAUAAAGUCAUCCUUUAUCACAAGCAUCGUCAACAUCACCACACUCUAGGUACCCUGCGCGCAACACUCGUAGCUCGCAGUCAAGCUCCGCCGAGGCCCAAUUGCGCAGAUCCAAAGUCAAUCGACAGUUACCUCGGUUCGACACGCAUUCCUAGCUCCUGCCUCCAACCUUCCAACCUUGCCAGGAUAUCUACGGGUACCGUAGAUUUGGGGCUGGUGUCACCGACUCGCGCCCAUCCCUCUGUAGCGCUGCGCCAGAAAGAGAAAUCCCAGACCGUUUCUGCGUUCUCCGUUUCUCUCGAUUCCCCCACAAGCUACCCUCGGCGAAGUGGGCGCAUCCUAGGUAUCUGCAAGGGCAGCUUGCGGAUCCAGCCGCAAAUCUGCAGCUCGCCUUUUCUGCCCUAUCAGUGUAUUCAUCGUUCUGAGCCGACCUUCUUAAUUAUUACCGACCGUUGAGAUCAAUUCAAAAGGACAGGGACGACGUGAGGGUUGCGUAGGGUGCCCUGUCUUAGACCCGGAAUACGCGGACUCGACGAAUCCGAUCCCGCGUAUUCAUCCCCCCGUACUCCGUAUCCAUUUCCCAACCACCAAAGAAAACACCGCGCACCCCGCGACUAGCCCACGACGUUCAAGCGAACGCCAUUCUUUUUCUGAGACUAUACGCGCUCCGCGUCUUGGAGGUCCGCUUCUCUUCGUUUCCAUAAAUCCCUAUCGUAUCGCAAACGACGGGAACGAAGAGGGCGACCUAACCAGGCCGUCUCCUCCGCGGGCACCGCAACAUCGGCUAUCCGCCAACUCCGGUGUCUCCGUUGGACUAUCGAAGCAUCCCACCCAACGCCGUCUCGGGUCCAAACCCCGUGUGUGAAGCUCGGGUCUCUCGGAUCGCUCGUAUUCUACAUCUUGAGGUUGUCAAACCACCCAUCAUCAGCCAGCGCAUCUGGAACACCUGGCUCAGCGACCUUCUCAGACUACCUACCCGCGCUUACCUACUGCCCGCACAAACAGUCUGGAAGCACCAACAGGUUGCCCCAGCGCCUGGAACCCUACCCACGUUUUCUUCCUUGUCGACCCUUGCAUAAUGGGAAAUGUCGACCCCUACAUCCGCCAUAAAGUCCAUGGACGCAGGCCGUCGCGAUGAUGGCCAGCAACCACAACCAACGCUGCCUCUCGUCCCAGAGCCUCGACUCUCGACCCCCGCCAGCCGCGAAAGCUCCUCGACCGUCCAGAAGUCGCCGGGCGGCUCAGAUUCUCACGGCAGCAGCUUCCCUACAUUUGCCAAGAAGACGCCCACGAAGCUCGCCCGAACUACCACACCGAACGCAAAGGAUGUCAAGCCCGUCAAAGCCUCGCCCGCCGCUGUCCAAUCUCCCGCCGCAAUUGACCCGCUAUCCCAGCACAUUCUGAUGCGAACAAACACCGACCACACAGUCCCCCCUCAGCUCCGGAGACGCCCCGAUAGUCCGGCCCUCGACCUUGAGCAGCCACCAAAACUCCCACUACAUGCUUUCGAUGCCAACAAAGACAAAAGGAAAGGACCGUCAUUCUUGAGCCGGCUGAGCAUGCGAGGCGGACGUCGACGCGACGAUGACGAGGACUCUGUCUUCAGUGACCACCGUAUCGAUGGGACGAACGCCCCAGCCUUUUCCUCCGUCAUUGGUUCGGGGUACAUACCUCACCACAAAGAGCCACCGCGAUACAUCCGCGUCAAGGCACGCAACAAGAAAACUCGAGAGUUCAACCGAAUGUUCCUCGCCCAAGAGCUUUUGAUCCCACGAAACGAAACACACGAGGAUAAGAGCACGACCGUGUCAGUGUCGAGCGACACCAGGCGACCGAACAAUAGCGGAGCUGUCUGGGCCACUGAAUUCAGCACCGAUGGCAAGUACUUUGCUGCCGCAGGAAAAGAUCAAGUAGUGAGGGUUUGGGCUGUGAUUUCCACGCAUGAGGAGCGACGGCGGCAUGAAGAAGAAGAGAACGCCAACCAUGGUGAAAGACUGAGCGCGCCCGUUUUUCGAAGCAAGCCAGUACAUGAAUUCCAAGGACAUACCGGCGAGGUUCUUGACCUCAGCUGGAGCAAGAACAACUUCUUAUUGUCUUCGUCAAUGGACAAGACGGUGCGUCUCUGGCAUAUCAGCAGGAAGGAGUGUCUUUGCACGUUCAAACACAAGGAUUUUGUCACCUCGAUUGCCUUUCACCCCACCGACGACCGGUUCUUCCUCGCGGGAUCUCUAGACUCGACAUUACGUCUGUGGAGCAUCCCAGACAAGUCAGUGGCCUAUUCCGUUCAGUUGUCCGACCUCAUCACGGCAGUUGCCUUUUCGCCCGAUGGGAAGACGGCUAUCGCUGGAGGCCUCUCGGGAAUGUGUAUGUUCCAUGACACCGAGGGCCUCAAACAAACCACUCAGCUGCAUGUCCGUUCAUCCAGGGGCAAGAAUGCCAAGGGAAGCAAAAUCACCGGCAUCAAGACGAUGAUGUAUGAUGGCGAGGCCAAGGUCUUGAUCACGUCGAACGAUUCGAGGGUUCGCAUUUAUGAUCUGCGCGACAAGACCCUGGACUCCAAGUUCAAGGGUUACGAAAAUACCUGCAGCCAGAUUCACGCCGAUUUCAGCGACACCGGACAGUGGAUCGUUUCUGGAAGCGAGGACAAGAGAGUGUAUAUCUGGUCGGUAAAUUCUGCCGAGUCGGAUAAGGACAAGCCAUGCGAGUAUUUCGAAGCGCAUUCUGACCGAGUAUCGACGGCAGUGUUUGCACCAAAAAAGUCACGACAGCUUCUUGGCGGUUCGGGGGAUCCUCUAUACGACCUUUGUAAUCCUCCGCCGGUGACUCUUAUGAGUCUCGAGGAGUCCAUCGCUAGCCAAACGGGCAAUUCGGACGACGAAAGACCGCAAAUCAAGAAGCCUGAGGAAUCACCAGCCUACAUUGAAAAGUCGAAGCACUAUGACGGGCAAAUUCUGGUGACUACGGACCAAUCUGGAGUUAUCAAGGUUUUCCGACAAGAUUGCGCAUACCUUAAGCGCCGACAUGAAAACUGGGAAACCGGCUCGACCUUUUCUCGCCGGCUGGGAGGCAGCGUCGUGGGACGUAGCGGAAGCGUCGCAACGCGUACGAGCGUCGGCAGUCAUCCCCGAUCUCGCCGCGGGUCAAUGUCACGCCUGGCGGCACCUGGCGCUGCUCAGCUAAGCUCCGAUAUCAACACUUGGCGUCAUGGAAUUGAAAAUGGUCGUCCAAACUCGGUGAUCAUCACUCCAUCCCAAAGCGAGCGCUCGACGUCGCCGACUAAGACUUCGCACACGCCCAUCGACACAAGCACUGCGAAUCUUGCGUCUGGGGCUCGAAAAAAACCGUAUGGCGCGUCGUCGCAGCCGACACGUCCGCAACUCCCGGCCAGUCCCACGUCGAGCCGCGCUUCCCGCGACCGGGCUCCGUCCAUCCCCCCUACACCGAGUUUCUCGUUCGUAUCGGCAGACGACGAUGAGAGCGACGAGCUGCGACUUGAUCCCGCAGGGGCCAGCUAUUCUUUUUGGAACUUGAACCGAUGGAAAGGCAUCUCAUCUCUGAGGUCCUCGGUAUCAUUCAGCAACAUCAACACAUCGCAGGCGCAAGUAGGACAGGGGCGAAACAGCAUGAGCACGGCGGAUACCACACAGACAACCAUUAGCAAUAGCACCAAGGCUUCCAGACGCAAGAGUAUCGGCCCCGUCGUGUACGACAAGACGGUUGAGGAAGAGCAAAACGGUACGACGAAGAUUAUAGAGGACACGACCGCCAAGGCAGAAGGAGAUGGCCAGCUUCUGCGACCAGUUGGCAAUAGGUCCGACAGUCGGACCCGUAAUUCUGUUAUCAGCCGUUUGAGCUCCGAGUACAACAGCGAGGACGGCGAGCAACUCUCCUGUCAGAAAUGCGCGAGCAAGGAUUUCAAGGCAAAGAGAGUGGGGGGCAGGCAGCGGCUCAUUUGCGUAAAGUGUGGCAAGCUUGUUGACGACGGCAUGCAAUGAUUGAGAUGAGAGCGAGAGAGAAGGUCAACUCUUUGAUGACAUUCAGGGACUAGCUUUGUUUUUUUCCGUAGCGAUGGAUUUGACGUUUUGGGCACACAUGAUCAGGCGCAUCUAUCACGAGCAAGGAUACCCACGCACGCACACACACAACGGCUGAGGGGGAAAAUCAGGGACGACAGCAUUUUCUUGGAUACACAGACACGAGGGUCUUUCCGAAAGAAAGAACCAAUUAUUAUUCUUUGGGUCAUAUGUCGCGGAAGUUCGGCAGUCAGCAAAGCAAAGUGGCGUUACUUGGAAGGUACAGCGAUAUUUCAAGCGGGCGCAUAAAAAAGCUUCCACGCACGGAAAUGAAAUGAAAUAAAUUGGUAUCAU
Colletotrichum destructivum is the source of this 4469-nucleotide messenger RNA. RefSeq names its product Putative WD repeat-containing protein WDR44/Dgr2. The transcript is spliced from 4 exons. The coding region runs from base 1188 to 4097 and encodes 969 amino acids. Lineage: Eukaryota; Fungi; Ascomycota; Sordariomycetes; Glomerellales; Glomerellaceae. The record is from RefSeq and is a predicted model, not a curated record. Gene Ontology annotation, molecular function: protein binding.